Durusdinium trenchii is the source of this 2759-nucleotide messenger RNA. The record is from the annotation of a GenBank genome assembly. NCBI's taxonomy places the organism in Eukaryota, Dinophyceae, Suessiales, Symbiodiniaceae.
GUGUGAGCCAACUGCUUUCAAUCAUCAAUGGGUCCUUGGAAGAUGAGCCUUCCGUGGCUGCUCCUCCUGUUUGCCAGCACACUGGUCCACGCGCAGAGUCCUGGCCGCGCAGGCUUCGGGGAGCUGCCCCGUCAGCCGGCCCGGCGAAACUUUGACGGUCCUGGUACUCCGUGGAAUGCGCCCCUGCCGGCCGCGGCGCCUCUUCCAACCUAUCCCACUGGAAUUUGGCCGCCAGCAUACGUCCAAUCUGAGGAAUUGCGUCCCCAUCCCUGGGCUCAACAGCAGCAGGCUCGGCACCAGCAGAUGCAGGCCAGUGCGCAGCCACAUCAUGUCCACCAGCGCAGCCUAUCACCCACACCGACCUCGGCGCCCCUGACCCCGGCACACCUGGGCUGGCCAGGGCUGUCGGGCCCUGGGAGCGCACAGAUCCCAGUGACCCGUCCUGGUGAUCAGUCCAUCGGUGGCGGUCCGGGUGGUCCGGGCGGUUUGGGCGGUUUUGGUGGCUUUGCGCAGCACCAUGUGCCGGUGAGGGAGCCGCAUGGUGGGAUGUUGCAGAAAGAAGCUGGCGCCUCAAGCAAGCAAGGAGAUCGCGGAGGAGUGGAAGGAGCCGGAGCCAGUCCCCAGGUCUACAACACGUGGGCCCUGGCCGUGGGGGCUGUUCUCUUCUUGCUCGUCCUGCAGCGGCGGAGCGACCAGAAGGUACUAGGUGGGGCCAAGAUGAUGUCCCAGGCUGCCAAGCUCAAAGCCUGGCUGGAGAGGUCCAGCAGCACCUCGCGCAGCGCUGGUCGUGGUCCACCGCCACAACCCACUGGCGCGAGCCACGGGCACGCUCGUGUCCCGCAUGGAGUGGAGGAGCCGACGAAGGAGGCCGUGCCCGUGAAGGUGGCAAAAGUCGAAGAGGUGGACUUAAAGGAGCCGGAGGCUGAAGCGGAGCAUGUCGAGGUGGAGCGCAGCGCGGAGGUGAAGGAGGCCAUGGUGGAAAUGGAUGGCCGGUUGAUGUCCAUCGACCAGCUUUGUGAAGAGGUCGGAGCACGUCGGGUCGCUGCUGUCGCGAGCCCCGGUUCGGAGGCGAGCCCAGGCCCGACAGGCCCGGCAGGCGAUCCGAUCGAGCUUCCGGCGCCGGCGCCGAGCCGCAGCCGUGUGUGGAGAGGGCGCCAGGCCUCGAGCCCCGCUCCGAUCAGCGCGGCGGAGGUGGCAGGACCUCCACUCACCGGCACUGCGCUGGAGGAGCGGGAUGUGCCAGCCUUGGCUGCCUGUCGCGAGGAGGAGGCGGUGCACCACAGCGAGCCCAGUUCCGGCUCUCCGCGCCGUGAGCUGCAGCACCACUUGAGCGCUGUCCGGGAGGUUCGCACGGAGGUGUGGGAGGCCCUCUCCGCUCGCCCUCCGGAGGACGAUUGGAGCUGGGGAGCUGGCGAGCCCAAGGCGGCUCGGGAUGGCUGUAUCUACUUCGCCGGCGGACCGCCGCCCCUGCGGCGGCCGCCCGCCGUGGGAGUGGCGCGGAGUGGGCGCAGCUGGUGCGCCGGUGGCGCAGGCCGCUCCAGCGCGGUGUCCGUGGCAUCCUCCAAAGCGGCGGUGUCGGACGACGAACUGUUGGAGCUGGAAACCCAGCUCGAGGAUGGGAAGUUCAUCAUGGCCAAAGCGCUGCGAUACCGUCCCACAGGGUGCUUCUUGCGCCUACCAGGUGGACGGGAAGGCUUCCUGCCGGUGGAGCACAUGGUCCCGCGGACCGAGGCCAACACCAACGCCGUGAGGAAGACGGUGACGGCUGCCAUGGAUGCCUCGGGCCGCCUGGCGGUGCGCGAGCUGGGCGCCGAGCGGGCGACGAUGCUGAAGCGCCGGGAGGAAGUGCUGAAGAGCGAGGACCUGGACGCCCGGCGCCGGAAGAUGGAGGAGCGCAUCGACCAGCUGAAGGAGAACUACAGCCCGAACAAGCUCAUGGUGGGCUUCGUCUCUUCAGUUCAGAAGAAUGGCAUCUUCGUGAGCGUGAUCGACGGGCUGGACGCUUUGAUCCCCAUCAAGGAGUUGCCUGCGAAGUUCCUGGUUCCAGCUGAAAGCCCUGAGGCGUCCAAGGGCCAGAUGAAGCCAAGCUUGGAAGUCGGUCAGGCGGUGCAGUUUCGGCUCAUCCGCUACUCGUACCAAUCGGAUGGCUUCACUGCCUCUAUGUUGCCUCCGGAGAACCGCACAAGGCGGGGUUUGGACUUCCCCCUUGCCUUCGAUGGUGAGGUUGGUGCCUUUGACCUUAGGCCGGCGCGUCAGCGCCCGACGGGGGGGUUCGAGGAGGAGCUGGAGAGGCCGCCAAGCCCAGACAACUCGGCUUUGGGGAAAGCCUGGGCUGCCAAGGGCUAUAGUGCCGUCAGCACAGAAGCCGCCGCGGAGCUGAACGAGUGGUUGAGAUCAAAGAUGGAGGACAAGAAGUCCAAAAAGGGCUCAAAAUCAGCAGUGAAGUCCACCCAGAACACCUAUCUCGUCAGCAUCCUUCGGGGCAUGAACACCAAGGCAGUGGGCAGCAUCGAUCUGGAGAAGAACAUCUCUGAGAAGGAGAUCAAGCAAGCCGCGGUGGAUUUGCUGCAAAAGCAGGGCCACCUCAAGGCCGGGGAGCAGCACAAAGGGGUGACGAUCACGAAGAACAUCAUCAACGUGAAGCUGUAGCGGAUCCAGGCUGAUGGGUGCUGGAUGUGUACAUACUAUCAGCGAAAGACAGGACACUGGCAAACAUUGCCGGAAGGUCGGGGUACCGUCCUUGGAAAAAUGUUUCGCUU